Notothenia coriiceps (black rockcod) is the source of this 1473-nucleotide messenger RNA. Its product is annotated as multiple epidermal growth factor-like domains protein 8. The record is from RefSeq and is a predicted model, not a curated record. The transcript is spliced from 9 exons. NCBI's taxonomy places the organism in Eukaryota, Metazoa, Chordata, Actinopteri, Perciformes, Nototheniidae. Gene Ontology annotation, biological process: animal organ morphogenesis; tissue development. The annotation marks the transcript as partial.
AUGAGGUCUUGUCAGGAGGUGGUGGGUCGCUGGGCGGCGCAGCAGGAGAAGGAGUUGAAGCUGCUUGCUCGAACAGACGGGAGCCGACUGUUCUCCAACUUGACGAGGGGAAACCAUUACCUGGUUCAGGCGGAGGGAUACCUGAACAACUCGGGCUCGGGACAGACCAGCGAGAUGGCCCUGAUAUGGAACAGAACAUUACCUGGAGGGAGUGAGAUCUCCUUCCUGUUCCUGGAGCCGUACCGCUCGGGGUCCUGCUCAGCGUACAUGUCCUGCCUGGCCUGUCUGUCCGACCAGUCCUGUGGCUGGUGUCCCUCCUUGUCCCGCUGCCUGCUGCGAGACGCCCCGGACAUCGAGCCCUGCCCUGAGGGGGAGAAGGGGGAAGGCAGAGGAGAUGGUGAGCGCCAUCUGCUGCUGGCACCGCAGCACUGCACCCUGUGUGAGGAGUACAGAGACUGCUCUGCUUGCACUCAGGAUACUUUUUGUGAGUGGCAGAUAAACUCCAGCAAGAAAGGCGACUACCAGUGCAGCCGACGGGGCCGACUAGAUGGAUCCAUACGGGACCCAAGGGUGUGUCCUAAAGUCUGCAACCAGAGGAGGUCGUGUGGUGAGUGCCUCUCUAACUCCAGCCAGUAUUGGACGACCGGCCCCCACUGUGAGGACUGUCGCCCGGGCAGCUUUGGAUCGGCGCUGUCUGGAGGCGAGGGCUGUGUGCAGUGUGAGUGUAACGGCCACGGUCACCCUGUGCGAGGAUACUGUCACAACCAGACCGGCCAGUGCUACUGUACCCACAACACGCAGGGGCCGCACUGUGAGUCCUGCCUGCCCGGAUACUACGGAGACCCCAGGAACAAUGGCACCUGCUACCGUCAGUGCCAGGGCCGCUCGGUGCUGCUCUCCUCCACCUCCUCCUCCGCCAUGCCUCUCUCCUCCUCUCUGGGAUGGCGUAGUGGCACAGAGGGCAAAGGAGGGCUUUCUCACUGCCUGUGGGUCCUGUCUGUGACGGAGAACCUGGCUCCAUGUCUACCCAGACAGCUGUGCCCCCCUGUGGCCCUCACACUACACCCUGACUCCCACACGCAUUGUAAAAGCUCUUUUGUCUAUGUGUUUGACGGCCUCCCUCGUUUCCUGCCCAAUGGAGUCGUACAUUCAGAUCACAACCUGAUUGGUGCAUUUUGUGGCACCACCAGGACUGAGCCUAUCACAGUGGAGGCCACCUCAGGCGUGAUCUCCGUCUACUUUGAGGCCAACGUCUCCUCGAACAAACCUCAAGGCUUCAACGCGUCUUUCUGGGUGCGGCGCUGCCAGCAGAGCUCUGAUGGCGGAGAAGAGGGGUCUCCUGUGUGUCCGGGGGGUGCCGUGUGCCAGGAGGGGCUCUGCCAGUGCCCGCAGGGAUUCGGAGGACCCCACUGCGACCGGCCCAUGUGCCCUCAGGACUGUGGAGUAGCAGAAGGACGAGGAGCGUGUAAUAUA